This is a messenger RNA of Jaculus jaculus (lesser Egyptian jerboa), 1507 nucleotides long. RefSeq names its product spermine synthase (gene Sms). Gene Ontology annotation, biological process: spermine biosynthetic process. The coding region runs from base 104 to 1204 and encodes 366 amino acids. Gene Ontology annotation, molecular function: spermine synthase activity. The transcript has 11 exons. NCBI's taxonomy places the organism in Eukaryota, Metazoa, Chordata, Mammalia, Rodentia, Dipodidae. The record is from RefSeq and is a predicted model, not a curated record.
CGGGCGCAGCGCACUCCCCGCCGGCCGCAGCCAGACACGCCGCGCGGUCCCCCAGUCUCCCGCGGUCGCCUCCCCCAGGCAUGGCACAGGGCCUCGCCUCACUAUGGCAGCAGCACGGCACAGCACGCUCGACUUCAUGCUCGGCGCCAAAGCUGAUGGUGAAACCAUUCUAAAAGGCCUCCAGUCCAUUUUCCAGGAGCAAGGGAUGACGGAAUCGGUGUAUACCUGGCAGGAUCAUGGCUAUUUAGCAACCUACACGAACAAAAAUGGAAGCUUCGCCAACUUGAGAAUUUAUCCACAUGGAUUGGUGUUGCUGGACCUCCAGAGUUAUGACAGUGACAUACAAAGCAAAGAAGAGACUGACAGUCUUUUGAACAAAAUAGAAGAAAAAAUGAAAGAACUGAAUCAGGACAGUGCUGGGCGGGUGAAGCGUUUACCACCCAUUGUUCGAGGAGGGGCCAUUGACAGAUACUGGCCCACUGCUGAUGGGCGCCUGGUUGAGUAUGACAUCGAUGAAGUGGUGUAUGAUGAAGAUUCCCCUUAUCAGAACAUUAAAAUUCUACACUCCAAGCAAUUUGGAAAUAUUCUCAUUCUCAGUGGGGAUGUUAAUUUGGCAGAGAGUGACCUGGCAUAUACUCGGGCCAUCAUGGGCAGCGGGAAAGAAGAUUAUACCGGCAAAGAUGUCCUGAUUCUGGGAGGUGGAGAUGGGGGCAUAUUAUGUGAAAUAGUCAAACUGAAACCAAAGAUGGUCACUAUGGUAGAAAUUGACCAAAUGGUGAUUGAUGGAUGUAAGAAAUACAUGCGAAGAACAUGUGGUGACGUCUUAGACAAUCUAAAAGGAGACUGCUAUCAGGUCCUCAUAGAAGACUGCAUUCCAGUACUGAAGAGGUACGCCAAAGAAGGGAGAGAGUUUGAUUAUGUGAUUAAUGAUUUGACCGCUGUCCCAAUUUCUACAUCUCCAGAAGAAGAUUCCACAUGGGAGUUUCUCAGACUGAUUCUUGACCUUUCAAUGAAAGUAUUGAAACAGGAUGGAAAAUAUUUUACACAGGGGAACUGUGUUAAUUUGACGGAAGCCCUAUCACUUUAUGAAGAACAGCUUGGGCGCCUGUAUUGUCCUGUGGAAUUUUCAAAGGAGAUUGUCUGUGUCCCUUCAUAUUUGGAAUUGUGGGUAUUUUACACUGUCUGGAAGAAAGCUAAGCCCUGAAGAUGAGCGUCCCCUAAUCACCUGUGCUGCGAGCAGCCUUUCUGACCGCCUUACGCUGUACAUGCCAUCAAGACGAGUCAGGCAACUGAUUGUGAAUUCCUUCAAGUUUUUCUUUCUUUUUUAAUUAUUAUUUUUAAUUUAAAAAAGCCAAUGGAAAAUGUAUAUUUUGAUGAACUAGGGUGUUAAUUUUUUGAAAGUCAGCUGAAGGACAAUUAGACAGCACAGCAAAGACUAUGAAAUGCACUGACCCGCCCCCCCCCCCAGAAUGUGAUUUUUAUUACUUUUUAUUUCUGUGUGGGUUUU